Molecule: messenger RNA, 1554 nt
Organism: Nerophis lumbriciformis (worm pipefish)
Lineage: Eukaryota; Metazoa; Chordata; Actinopteri; Syngnathiformes; Syngnathidae
Source: RefSeq, a predicted model, not a curated record
AUGUUGAACAUUCCAUCUCAGUCGUUCCCUGCGCCGAGCUCUCAGCAGCGGGUAGCUCAGCCCGGCCAGUCGGGGAGGACCAAGGUUGCCUUGAAACCAGGCCACAGUCUUAUGGACUGGAUUCGGUUCUCAAAAAGUGGAAAAGAUCUAACCGGCUUCCGGGGGCGUCUGAUCGAAGUUACCCAUGAAGAAUUGAAGAAACACAACUCCAGGAAUGACUGCUGGACUAGUAUACGAGGUAUGGUGUAUAAUGUCACCCCCUACAUGGACUAUCACCCUGGUGGAGAAGACGAGCUGAUGAAGGCAGCGGGCAUAGAUGGCACCGACCUCUUUGAUCAGGUUCAUCGGUGGGUUAACUAUGAGUCCAUGUUGAAAGAAUGCCUGGUGGGUCGGAUGGCUACAAAGCCCACUACAGCAAUUAAAGCUAUUAACCCACCACCUCAACCAGUCUUCACCCCCUCAAACCAAAUGGCUCCUCUGGCUGUCAAAGACUCUCGUCCUCGGUAUGACUGGUUCCAAACGGCAAAAACAGUUCAUCUGGUUAUCUAUGCCCAAAGGAAGGUACCAAGCUCUGGCUGUACGGUUGUUGAUCUUAAGGAUGGCAUACUACGAGUAGAAGUGCUGCUUGGAAAAAUGUCCUACAUUAUACAUUUACGUCUUUCUGAAAAUGUAAAUGGAAACAUUGCUGUUCAGACUGCCUUUUCUGUGGGAAAGAUCCAGGUGACCAUCUACAAGCAAGCAGAAGGAAAAUGGUCAAGCUUUGGUCAGCCGUUGGAAUUCCACGACACAUUUUUAGGCAAAAAGGACAGAGGUCUUUUCUUCCGAGACUGCAUAUUGGUGUCGAAGACUGAGCUAAACCAUAACACGCAUAUGUUUCAAUUACAACUUCCAAGUGGGACUGUCAUGCAUGUGCCUGUUGGGGCACACCUCUACUUCAAAUCCCUCAUUCAAGACGUAGAGGUAGUGCGGCCGUACACCCCAGUGGAUCAGGGUCUUUCUGUUGAGCCAAAUAACUCUUCAGAAAAAAACAACCUCUUCUUCAUCAUUAAGGUUUAUCCUGAUGGAGUACUUACUCAACAUCUCAACAGCCUAUGCUUAGGUGACCAUGUAUCUGUUAGUGGUCCACAGGGUACCUUCAGUCUCCGCCCCCUUCGUGAUACCACAGUUCUCUACCUUUUAGCAGCAGGCACAGGAUUCACUCCAAUGUCUCGUCUCAUUCAACUGGCACUACAGGAGAUCACCACGAUCAGGAAAACUUUGUUGCUGUUUUUUAACCGUCGGGAAGCGGAUAUUCUUUGUCGAAAGGAACUGGAUGAACUAACUGCCAAUGAUGAAAGGUUCCAGGUGGAGCACAUCCUCUCGGAGCCGUGUGAAAGCUGGACCGGCAGGAAGGGCCGUGUUGACGAUGCAGUAAUCAAGGAUUUUCUCAGUAGGCCAGAGGGCUCAAAGUGCUAUGUGUGUGUAUGUGGCCCCACUCUCUUUACAGAGGAGACAAUAAGGUUGGUGAAGCAACAGGGCUUCAUUGAAGAAGAAUUCCACGCUUUCCACGGCUGA